AUGAACAGCCUCAACAUUGUCUCGAGGCUGACCACCACUCCUCCACCCUCGCCCCCGCGAUCGCGAACCAGCUCGUCCGCCAACGUAGAUACCAUCUCCAGCAGCAGCGAGAACGAGGGAAAUGGGACGUCGACAUUCGAUUUCGGAUCGCUGGAUGAAAAGCUGGGUUCGGUGAGCGAUAAGGACGUGAAGCAGGCAGCUGAUGACGAUGAACGGGACACGGCGCAAUACGUGGACGAGAAGACGCCUUUGUUGAGCAGCGGGAACGCUGGCGCAGAAAGAGAGGCGGCUGGCUCAGGUUGGCGACUACCUAGGCGCAUCGCGUCGGCUGUGUUCUACGGUGUCAAAGUGGUCUUCUCCACCAUUACCGCGCCUGGCCGAUACGUGAUCGCUUGCUUCUACGACGACCAGGGACACUUCUCCGCCAUCUUGCCGUUGAAGAACUUCAAGAACAUGUUUGGGCGUCGGAAGAAGUCAACAGCGCUGGCGGCAGGCGUGGCCGGAGAACAGGAGGGAUCAGAAAAGCUUAGACCGCAGAGGAAGGCCUCCAGCCGGCGCUCGCCAUCUGUUGAUAGCAACGCCUCGACAGCUACAGCGGGAUCGUCAGAUGGCGAAGCUGAGGACAGCCCUGCGCGGCAUACGCGAUCGAAGACGCUGGCAGCAGCGCAAGGUGACGACGUUGAAAAGAAGAAGAGCAUACGCAUCAAGGUGCACAAUGAGGAAGCAUUGCGGAAACGUAAGACUUCUAGGGCGAAGAAGGCGACCAACCCAGACGAUGUGGCAGUUGUUGCGUCUGCUUUGAAGUCGCCUUCGGCACCACUUGGCACAACGAAGCUCACGCGAUACCCACGCGCACCCGCCCCUCCUCGACCGUUGGUACCACGACGGCAACCCUCGUACACGCUAUCAUACUCCUCUGAGACACCGAAAAAGACCUUGAUCAUCGAUCUUGACGAAACACUGAUCCACUCUAUGGCUAAAGGGGGACGAAUGUCAACAGGGCACAUGGUUGAAGUACGGCUUGGUGGUCCAGUCUCUAGCUCUGGCGUUCAGAUCGGACCAGGCGUGCCUAUCCUAUACUACGUACACGAACGACCCGGGUGCCACGAUUUCUUGCGCAAGGUGUGCAAAUGGUACAACCUGAUAGUCUUCACAGCCUCAGUGCAGGAGUACGCCGACCCGGUCAUCGAUUGGCUCGAAAGAGAGAGGAAGUACUUUUCAGGACGAUACUACCGCCAACAUUGCACCUUUAGAAAUGGUGCGUAUAUCAAGGACCUGGCGCAGGUGGAACCGGAUUUGAGCAAGGUGAUGAUUUUGGAUAAUUCCCCCAUGAGCUAUAUCUUUCAUGAAGAUAAUGCGAUUCCCAUUGAAGGUUGGAUCAGCGACCCGACAGACAACGACCUCUUGCACCUCAUCCCUCUACUCGAGGGAUUGCAGUACGUGACAGAUGUGCGAGCUCUUCUCGCUCUGCGACAAGGUCAGGCGCAACAGGCUUGA
Zasmidium cellare ATCC 36951 is the source of this 1497-nucleotide messenger RNA. RefSeq lists its product as uncharacterized. Bases 1 to 1497 code for a protein of 498 amino acids. NCBI's taxonomy places the organism in Eukaryota, Fungi, Ascomycota, Dothideomycetes, Mycosphaerellales, Mycosphaerellaceae. Gene Ontology annotation, molecular function: protein serine/threonine phosphatase activity. The record is from RefSeq and is a predicted model, not a curated record. The transcript is spliced from 2 exons.